AUGGGACCUACUAGGAGCGAUGGCGCCCCCAUGAGCGCUCCUAGGGGCGGUGGCGGCCCUAAGGGCCCUCCCAUAGGCGGAGGCGCCCUUGAGUGCCCGCCCAGGAGCAGCUGGGGCCCUGCCCUGGGCAGCUUGCCCCUACGGGACCUACCAAUGUGUGGCAGCGCCCUCACGAACCCUCCCAAGGGCGGUGGCGCCCUUAGUGGCCCUCCCAGGAACGGCAGAGUCCCCAAGGGCCCUACCAGAGGAGACCUGCUAGGUGCUGGUGCGCCACCAAUGGACCUCACAGGUGCGAUGGCAUCCGCAUGGUCCCUCCCAGGGGCGGUGGCGCCUUCAAGGUUCCUUCCAGAAGAAGUGUCGUCCCGAGGGUGCCUGUCACCGACGAUAGCGCUCCCAGGGGCAGCGGCUCCCACAGCCCGGGCUUUCGUUAGGGGCAUUGGCGCUCCCAGGGGCGGUGGCGAACCUGGGGGCCCUCCUAUUGGCGGAGGCGCCCUUGAGAGCCCGCCCAGGAGCAGCUGGGGCCCUGCCCUGGGCAGCUUGUCCCUACGGGACCUACCAGGGGUGGCAGCGCCCUCACGAACUCUCCCAAGGGCGGUGGCGCCCUUAGUGGCCCUCACAGGAACGGCAGAGUCCCCAAGGGCCCUACCAGAGGCGACCCUCCUGGGAGCUCUAUAG
Homarus americanus (American lobster) is the source of this 675-nucleotide messenger RNA. Its product is annotated as basic salivary proline-rich protein 2-like. Bases 1 to 675 code for a protein of 224 amino acids. The record is from RefSeq and is a predicted model, not a curated record. The transcript has 2 exons. NCBI's taxonomy places the organism in Eukaryota, Metazoa, Arthropoda, Malacostraca, Decapoda, Nephropidae.